AUGGGUUUUUCUUCCUCAUAUUCCGAAGUUCAAUGUUUUGAGGAAAACGCUGCAGCAUCUGUUGCUCCGGACGUACUAGGUGGUGACAUAAACGCACUAGAUGCAGCCCUUCUGUUUGCAGCUGAUAACGUUGACCAUAACAUCAUCCUGUUAGAUGGAAAGGGAACAUUUCACGGCAUGGGGAUGAUAGCGGCCAUAACCCCAGGAAGGCAGACCAGUCACACUGUUCUCAGACAAAAGAUCAUGCAGUUAAAGAUUGUUGAUCUAGCUCAAGUUGAUAUCAAAGAAUAUCGGUUUGCGAAAUACGCCCGAAACAACAUAAAAUUCGAUCCCAUGCCUUACUUUGACGGCGAUGCCCACAAGAUUGAUAUAUUGUGGGCAAUGUCCUUUCGCUUCAAAAAGUCCGUGCCAGGCUGGCAGGGAAUGAUGCAUUUGUUACACAAAGAUUGCGAUCAUCCAGGACAAUCUUCGGUCGUCUUUCUACCAAUAAUUGACAUGUAUCCUGGAGAUACAUUGUGCAUCUUCUCCACCCUUGAAUACUUGUGCAAUCUUGCUAAUGGACACAAAACUACAGCAGUUGUUACAUUCAAUCAGCCACUUUACUGGAAAGCUUGA
Paramuricea clavata is the source of this 615-nucleotide messenger RNA. NCBI's taxonomy places the organism in Eukaryota, Metazoa, Cnidaria, Anthozoa, Malacalcyonacea, Plexauridae. The record is from the annotation of a GenBank genome assembly.